UCCUUUUCUCCGCAGACGGUGCUGAGUCAGUUACUUAUGAGCGAGCAUGGCCGCGAUCGCAGGGAAUUCUAACUUGAAUGUUAUCUUCAACGCAACUGCUGGCUGUUUGCGACUACACGAUGCCAUAUCACGCAUCCAGGAUUUGCAAAUUAAUGAUUUGGACGGCAAAGAGGUCCAACUCACGGCGCAGGAGCUUCUUGAUUUGAUCGACAGUGUACAGAAUGAUGUUGACAUUGCCCUGUGUGCUACGUUCACGGAGCGCCUGAGGAACAAUAGCACUUCUGAGACCGUGUCGCUGAAUUCGAAAGCCGAAAAUCCGAUUAGUUCGCCAAAGAAUGCAGCAUUGAAAAGCGUCUGCGGUAAUACCGCGUCCGAAGAUUUGCCGGCUGUAGAAAGUUCAAAGAAAGCAGUUGCAAGUGAGCUGCCUCUUGUGACGUUUGCUGGUGAACGGUUGACGUGGCCGUCAGAUGUGCGGUACGAAGAACUGAAAUGCGGAGACAUUAAAGUGUAUGUCAAUAAACCCGUGAUCGAUCCGGACUUGAUGAAGCUUUUCCAUUUCUCCGGAACUUUGCUCGACGAUAUGCCGAAACGAAAUAAUCUCAACCCGCAAGCGAGCUCCAGCGAAGUUGUUGAUGGACUCCGUCCCAAUCAAAUGAUUUUGUUGUCCAUCGAAGGCGAAGAACCAGGUUCUCAGUUCCAUCGAGCAGUGGCUUUGAAUUCUCGUAAAGCUUGGAAGCUGGACGAUGGUAUUUUAACAAAGCUUCGCCCCGGAAGUGCGCGUCAAAUGUCGAAGGGAAACUGCUCCAUUCCUCCUUAUGCACAAUUAUUUAUAAGAAGAGGUUUGUAA
Notodromas monacha is the source of this 847-nucleotide messenger RNA. The record is from the annotation of a GenBank genome assembly. Lineage: Eukaryota; Metazoa; Arthropoda; Ostracoda; Podocopida; Cyprididae.